UUCUACCGCACGAUCCUAAUCCCCCAGUUCGGAUACCGGGUACUAAAUAUUAACGAGAAGCCAGUCCUCAGAGCCGAUAACCUACUAACUAUCUUAAUAUUUAAUAUUACGUAUAAUAUUAAUAUCUUUUUAUUAGAACGGUAG
Colletotrichum lupini is the source of this 144-nucleotide messenger RNA. RefSeq names its product FluG domain-containing protein. The transcript has a single exon. NCBI's taxonomy places the organism in Eukaryota, Fungi, Ascomycota, Sordariomycetes, Glomerellales, Glomerellaceae. The annotation marks the transcript as partial. The record is from RefSeq and is a predicted model, not a curated record.